AUGACGGACCCACUCUUCAGCGCCUGGUGGUGGAUCCCUAUGCCAGCUCUCGCCAGCCGCCGUCCAGGCUGGCUCGGCCGCCACGGCACGGUCCAUCAUCACAUCAACAAAGUCACCAGAGCCACCGUCAGCGCGCUGCUUGCGCUGGGGGUGUCUGUCGGCCCAGCCACGGUACGCGCUGAGCGUGCGGACAUACUGGGCAUAGUCGCCGAGUCGCAUAGUCUUGAACAACAGAGGCCGGACCCCGAGCGUCGACAGGUUGUUUCCGGGGCCGUUUGA
Grosmannia clavigera kw1407 is the source of this 279-nucleotide messenger RNA. RefSeq lists its product as uncharacterized. Lineage: Eukaryota; Fungi; Ascomycota; Sordariomycetes; Ophiostomatales; Ophiostomataceae. The record is from RefSeq and is a predicted model, not a curated record. The transcript is spliced from 2 exons. The coding region runs from base 1 to 279 and encodes 92 amino acids.